Eucalyptus grandis is the source of this 1192-nucleotide messenger RNA. RefSeq lists its product as uncharacterized. NCBI's taxonomy places the organism in Eukaryota, Viridiplantae, Streptophyta, Magnoliopsida, Myrtales, Myrtaceae. The coding region runs from base 40 to 1068 and encodes 342 amino acids. The record is from RefSeq and is a predicted model, not a curated record. The transcript is spliced from 2 exons.
CAUCUCUUGGGGUCUUUAGCUUUGCUAAAUAUUGCAAAGAUGAUGGCCAAGAUCAGCUACGUCUUUCUGGUCCUGCUCAUCUUUGUCGAGAGCUCGACACAACAGGUUUUUAAUGGAGGUUCCGUCUAUUGCUUGCCGGGGACUCGCUGCGAAUGGCAAAAUAUAGCGUGCCCAAAAGAAUGCCCAAGCCCUUACUCCAUGAGCAAGAAGGACAAAGCUUGUUAUGUGGACUGCAAUUCGCCCACUUGCUCUUCCCAUUGCAGACAACGCAAGCCGAACUGCAAUGGCAUCGGAUCAGCAUGCUAUGACCCUCGUUUCAUUGGUGGCGAUGGCGUUGUCUUCUACUUCCACGGCAAGAAAGACCAAACUUUCAGUCUAGUUUCGGACAUCAAUCUCCAACUCAAUGCCCGCUUCAUUGGCCACAGACCAAGCGGCCGCUCCCGAGACAACACGUGGAUUCAAGCACUCGGAAUCCUCUUCAACUCCCAGUCCUUUUCCCUGGAGGCAACGAAAGCUGAGGCGUGGGAUGAUGAAGUUGACCAUCUCAAUUUCAAUUACAAUGGCAAGGAAAUAGAGCUAACCCAAAGCCCUAUGUCUACAUGGUACUCCGAGGCUAGGGACAUAAAGGUCGAGAGAAUUGCGAGCAAGAACAGCGUGAUAGUGACUCUGAAAGACAUGGCCGAGAUCAUGGUGAAUGUGGUUCCGAUCACGAAAGAAGAUGACAGGAUUCAUAAGUACAUGUUGCCUUCGAAUGACUGCUUCUCUCAUUUGGAAGUGCAGUUCAAGUUCCUGGGCCUGUCCCCGAAGGUUGAAGGCGUGCUUGGCCAGACCUACCAGCCUGAUUUCGUGAACCCGGCGAAGUCCGGCGUCGCAAUGCCGGUUGUGGGCGGCGAAGACAAGUAUAGGACCAGCUCACUUCUUGCUCCGGAUUGCAAGCUUUGCAUUUUCUCUCCAGGAAGUGAAAAUGCGAACCAAGAGAGCGCAUCAUCGAGCGGGCAGUCCGGCACAUUGGAUUGCAUUCACGGAUUUGCCGCUGGCUCUGGCUAUGGCAUUGUUUGCAAGAAAUGAGUAUGUCACUCAUCUCCAUCACGAUGGAUAAUGGCAGACGCUUCUGCUUCGCCAGUUACGUGUGUUAAAUAAGUGAACAAUAAUGAUGUCGCACCUCUUCGUUCACAUUGUUCUGCUUUGUCUG